UAAAAGAAAGAACAUUCAAAGAAAAAUUAAUAAUCACAAAAAAUUUGGCAGAAAAGGUGAUGGUGUAUUUAGAUUACACAAAGGUCAUUUAGAAUUUGGUGCAAUUGAAGCUAGUAGGAAUUGGAAAGAGAUAAAUGAAGUUGCUAGUAGAUUAACAAACUCCAAACCACUUGCUCUGGUAUUAAAAGAGGUUUUAUAUGCACAAUCUAUUAUUAUUGCAACAAUGGAUAUAAUUGAUAAGAAAGAUGAUUUAAAGAUCGAAACCUUUCUUGAUGAUAGUAAUGAUAGAUAUCACACACUCCCUACCAAUAUUACGAUGAACAUAUUUACAACACCAAAUAAAUCACGUACAAAGGAUAUGAUUAAUGAGAUAAAAAAUAGUGUUAAAAUAACAAUACCAC
Molecule: messenger RNA, 401 nt
Organism: Dentiscutata heterogama
Lineage: Eukaryota; Fungi; Glomeromycota; Glomeromycetes; Diversisporales; Gigasporaceae
Source: the annotation of a GenBank genome assembly